Pichia membranifaciens NRRL Y-2026 is the source of this 1425-nucleotide messenger RNA. RefSeq lists its product as hypothetical. Gene Ontology annotation, biological process: pseudouridine synthesis. NCBI's taxonomy places the organism in Eukaryota, Fungi, Ascomycota, Pichiomycetes, Pichiales, Pichiaceae. Bases 1 to 1425 code for a protein of 474 amino acids. The transcript has a single exon. The record is from RefSeq and is a predicted model, not a curated record. Gene Ontology annotation, molecular function: pseudouridine synthase activity; RNA binding.
AUGUUUAAAUCUUACGUAGCUCAAUCUAUCCGCAGAGAAUCAUCUUUGGUUUCUGACCGAUUGUUCAAGGUUGUUAUUACUCCUAGAAAAUUACAAGAGCUUGAAGAAAUUCCCGAUGACUUACCAAGGGUUACACCACAACCAAAUCCGCCGCUAUUCGGCAUCAAAGAUGGAUACCAAAGUGUAGCUCCUUACACAAAACUUACAUAUACCAAUGUGAAUAGGUUGAAAAAAAAGAAGCCAAUGACUGUCAUGAAAUUAUUUGAGACUUCAUUCCUUGGAAAAAACAUGGAUUUCUACAAGAAACAGAUCAUGGAUGAGCAACUGUGGAUUUUGAGGCCUACUAAAGAUCCUCUUUCUUCCGGAAAGAAGAAACUCAGAGACGCAGAUUAUUCAGACUAUGAAACUCUAAAAGGAUCAGAUUUAUUCGAACUUCAGUUGAAGGAAAACGAUGUUGUUGUAAACCAUGCAUGCAUACACGAGCUAAAAGUUCCCGAUUCUCCAAAUCUUAAUAUUAUAUAUGAAGAUAAGAGUCUGUUGGUGGUGAACAAGCCAGCUGGGAUUCCAGUGCAUCCGUCGGGAUCAUCUUACAAGUUUAACACAUUGCAGUAUUUGUUAACUGUUAAGAUGAAUCCACUUUUUGAUCCGCACGACCUGAUUGACAAAGAUACACUCGAAUUCAGAACUAGUUUAUGGCCAUGUCAUCGAUUGGAUAAGGACACUUCGGGUGUGCUUAUAUUUGCAAAGAAUCAAAAUCGUUGUUCAGAAUUGACAAAGCAGAUAGAGAACAAAAAGGGAAUGACUAAGAGAUACUUAGCUUUAGUUCAUGGAAAGUUUGGUCCGAAAAUGAGAAUUGUGAAAGAUCCGGUUGUAGACGUUGACCUAGCAAAGAGGUACGAGAACGGGGGUAUUGGGCGAAAGAUUUUAUAUGGUAAGACAACAUUCAAGAUGAUCCACUAUGACGAGAAGUCGGAUACGAGCUUGCUCGAUUGUCAUUUGUUCACAGGUAGGAGACAUCAGAUCAGACAGCAUUUGAGAAAUCUAGGUUUCCAUAUAGUUCAUGACCCGCUUUACGGAAUUGAGGGAAUUCUAAAGGAAAGAAUGUUUCACUACCCCGAGAAAGCUGAAUUUCUCAAGCUGAGAAAGAAAUAUGAACUUCAGUUGCAAAACAGAGUAAACUUUUGGGAAAAGGAGAGUAUUUGUUCGAACUGCUAUCACGUCACCUACAACGAUCCGACUAACCAUCUCGAUAAAUACAUGCGACUACAUUCCAUCGAAUACACUUACCAACCCAAAGAUUUUACAGAACCAGUUUGGAAGUUCAAGACUCCUCUGCCACAUUGGGCAGAGGCCAUUCUACCAGCUAAUAAGGCCGCUGAGUUUAUUUUGCCAGGGUCCGAAAACGAGAACGCGUCGCAUUCAUGA